AUGAAAGCUUCCAGUCUAGCCGCGCCGCCAAAGCGGAAAACAUCGACUGAUUCCGAAGCUGACGAAAUUACAAGCCCUGGGCAGUCAGCGAAGCCACGCAAGCGCGUGCCUGCCGAAGUUUGGGAAACGAAGCGACCGAUAAUCACCCGGCUGUACCAAGAAGAGAAGAAGUCGUUGAAGGAAGUAAUGGAGAUCAUGCAGCGCGACUACCAUUUCGCUGCGACUGUCAAAAUGUACAAGUCGAGGAUAUGGAAAUGGGGCCUCGACAAGAAACUCAAGGGUGACGAGGUUCUGGCCAUUAUGCUUCUCAAGCGGGAUCGGGACCUGCUGAAAAGACCGACUGAGUUCAGAAUUCGCGGACAGCCAGUAGAUUUGGAGAACAUCAACCGGUAUCUGAAGCGAAACCCAUCGUUGAUGGCCAAAUUCAGAGCGGGACAAACGCCCAGCGUGCAAACCGCUCUCGAGGUGACCUGCCGAACUCCCUCGCCGCCUCCGAGCCCAACGAUAGCCUUGGCACCAACGAUGGAGAUGCAAAGUACCGAGCAGGUUCUUUGCUUGUUCCGAGAUUAUAUCGAUGGCUCCUUUUCGUCUGGAGCUUGGUGGUGCGAUUUCGACGUCGAAUGCUCCAAUACUCGUUUCAACCCCGGAGACCGCAGUGACGACUUGUUCGAGAGAGUCAUAGCCAGCUUUGCUCUGGUAAACCGAUGUAUGAUACGAGGGGACCAAAUCAAUAUCAACAGUGUCCUUGGCCCAGCAUUCGACUCCCUGAAAGAAAUUGUGGCUGCCGAGAGUCCAGAUUUUGUUGCUAGAACGGUCUGCCUGCUCUGGUAUCUGGAGCGGCACCACAAACAUGAUCUGCUCCGACUGGUUCUCGAUUAUUUGGCCGGGCUUAUUCCGAUUGUGCUUGGGUCUCAUCACAUUCUUGCCCACAUCUGGCGUAGACUGGGCGCGACCGAAUUUUCCGACUACUAUGAGCUCUCCAUGCGAUUAUAUGCGCUGCUGCUUCCGGACAUUGAACAACGGGUAGGCUCGGCCAACUACUUGACUCACCUGCUAUACAGCGAUUAUCUCGACUGCAUCUUUGCUCGACAAGAUCCGGAGGAUUGCGAGGCAAUGCUCAGCCGCCACCGCGCUCGAGCUGAGGCGUCAGGGCAAGACCACUCGUGGCUUGGCGAUAUGGCCCUGUCGCAUGCUGGUCUACUCGCAGCUUGCAAAGAAAAGCAGGGCCGACUGGACGAGGCCGUCGAGGUGCUGACGGCUCAUAUGAAUGCGUACAGCAUGACAGAAGAGCAGGAAGCCGCCGUGAAUCUCGAGCUCGGGGUGAAGUACUAUCGAAUGGGUAACAUCUUGGCAGCGAUUGCGUCUUUCAAGUCGGCAGCUCGCAUUGCCCUAACGUCGGAUGCAGACGAACGGAUCUCCAUGACAGCAUUGGCCAACUUGGAGAAGCUGCUCCGAGAGACAGACAAAACAGCCAAGGCAGACCGAGUACACCGAUACCGCAUGGAUCGCCUAGCAGCAUUUGCAGAGAAGUCGGCAUCGAUAUCAAAAGGCCUCCCUGACGAGUACGACGACGACAGUGAUUGGACGAACGAUCUCGAGGACCUCCCAGAAUGGCUAUGGAAAUGCGAUGAUGGCGAAGGAGAAAUGCGAGGCUGGCUCGAGCUGCCUUCAUUCGGUUGGAUCGACAAGACAUCUCCUGCGUCGUUUGUCAGUAUUCCAACGGGCACACUGGAAUGGAACAACACGUCCCAGUCCGGAUCUCCUGCCGUCCUCUUCACAGAGUAUUCACCACGUCCAGGGGACCAUUUGAUCGACCCUGAGGUCGAAUAUCUGUAUAGACAUGACGACGGCAUCCGGUAG
Messenger RNA from Colletotrichum orchidophilum, 1860 nucleotides. RefSeq lists its product as uncharacterized. Bases 1 to 1860 code for a protein of 619 amino acids. The transcript has 2 exons. Gene Ontology annotation, molecular function: protein binding. Lineage: Eukaryota; Fungi; Ascomycota; Sordariomycetes; Glomerellales; Glomerellaceae. The record is from RefSeq and is a predicted model, not a curated record.